Molecule: messenger RNA, 722 nt
Organism: Papilio polytes (common Mormon)
Lineage: Eukaryota; Metazoa; Arthropoda; Insecta; Lepidoptera; Papilionidae
Product: TPPP family protein CG45057-like
Exons: 2
Coding region: 198-572 (124 amino acids)
Biological process (GO): microtubule polymerization
Molecular function (GO): tubulin binding
Source: RefSeq, a predicted model, not a curated record
CAGUGAUAAAAUACCAGACACUUCACUCCACUAUCAACAAUAUUUUUAACAUUUUACAAUAUUUUUAACCAUUGCAUUUAGAUCCAGUUGCUAUAUAUUUUGAAUACUCGAAAUUGUGAACUUCCUUAUCCCUUUUAUUUAUUAUUUUCGAUAGCAGGUACUUAAAAUUUAUUUUGAAGUUUUGUCAGACUUGAUUUAUGGGUGACGAAGAAGCGGCUACACUUGAGGGUCAGUUUUAUGAGUUCGCACUACUGUUUGACCACAAAAGAAAUGGUCUCACCAUCACAUUAUACAGAUUCGACUACUGGUUGAGACAGACGAAACUGCUAGACGAUAGAAGAAUCACAAUGACUGAUACUGGAAUAUCGUUUAAUAAAUUCAACAAAGCAGAAUUGAAUUGGGACGAAUUUCUAGAAUUUCUCGAAGAUCUGUGUGAAAUGAAAGACAUGGAUUUGGAGAAAAUGAAGGAAACUUUAACUAAUUGCGGACUCCCAGGACAAACACCGAUUCUGGUUCCUCAAUUCAGGGAUUACUUCUUAACGUAUAAACCAAAGGAAAAAUCGGCAUACUGAAUUUAUAUAACUUAUACUAGAGUUUUUAUAAUUUGUUUAUUGGUUUAGAACUUCUUUAGAUUUUAGAGAAUAAAAUUUAUUAAUAAUUAUAUGAUAAUUUUAGAUUUUUACUUGUUAGAUAUAUAUUACGGAUGUAUUUAUUUACUUUAU